UUGAUCAGUUUAGUUUUCAAUCAACUCAAUAUUCACUUAUAAGGAACUACAAUUACUGGUGGUUUAUGAAUCAUCAUAUCAUUUGGUGGAACUACAUCUACAGAUGGAUAGCCUUCGCACAAUAAAAUUGGUGUUGGGAAAUUAUAUACUCCCAAAAAAGGUCUACACUUUCUAGUUUUGCAAUCAAUUCAAAGCCAUAACUUUUAUAUCCAACUUAAAAUCAUAAACUAUGAAAUCAGAAUCAAUUAUAAUCAUUGCUUAUUGGUUUCUACUUUUGAAUAAUCCCAAGAAGAUAAGUGCCGCCAGUACUCGAAAAUAUGUAUCUCAAUAUUCCAUUUCAAAUUGUACCGAUAGUGAUUCAGGAUAUCUGCUGUCUGAUGAUGAUGAAGUUAGAGGUAGAAGCGGUAAUUUAUUCUCAUUUAGAAGUAUUAUAAAUUAUUUCAGAGGUGAUUCCAUGGAAGAUGAGUAUAAUUAUGAUGUAUCUAAAGAUGGCGCUUAUGAAAAUAAUUUUGAAGAUGAUGUUGUAUCCGAUUCAGAUCAUGAACCAGAACCAGAACAAGAUAUGAUAGCGGAAAAUGAAUCAUCUGAUGAAGAUGUAUUUGUGGAAGGUGAAAAUGAUGAUGAUGAUGAUGACGAUGAUGAUUAUGGUCAAGCAGAAGCUCAAACAGAAAGUGAUGAUGAAGUUGAAGCUAAUGAAGAUGAUCAUCAUGAUAAUGAUGAUACCGAUGAUACUGAUGAAGAUACUGAUAUUGGAUCAUUUGAUGAUUAUGAAGGAUUCUAUGAUGAUUUUGAUUUUGAAUUUUAUAGACUUCAUGGAAUGGCCAAUCCACCAGCUAAUAGAUCAAGAAAAGCAAGAAGACUUCAUCAUCAAGUUAUUAUACUUAAUAAUACUAGUAAAGCUAAUAGUACAUUGGAAAUUAAAAUUAAAAAACCGGAUGAACAAAAGAUUAUUAAUGUUUUUAAGAAUGCUACAGAUACAGUAUUGAAUUCAAAAGGUUUUACGAAAAUGGUUUCAGGUGUAAAUGAUAUAUUAUAUAAAGGAUUAUCUAAAGCUACUGAUAAUGCCAAUAUUACAGAAAUGAGUAAAUGGUAUACCCUUUAUAAUCUUGUUUUAGAUUCUGGACCUAAAAAUUUUGUUAAAACUCUUACAACUGAUCCUCAAGCUAAAGAGAUUAUUAAAGAUAAAAUUAAGAAUGGUGCUGAUUUUGCUCAAUCUAAAAUUAAUGCCGUUGAUAAUUUUAAGACUAAUGUUAAGAAAUUUGUUAGUACUGAUCAAUUAGUAACUAAUUUUAAUAUGACACUGCAAAGACUUGAAGAUGUUAGUAAAGUAUUUUCAUUUUCAAAAGUCUUAAAUUUUUUUAAUUCACCAGAAGAAGAGGACGAUGAAAAAGCAAAGGAAGUAGUUAUACCUCCUAAAUUUAUAAUAUAUGAGUAUGGUAAUUGUUCUGAUAAUGAUACUCUGAAUUCUACUGAUGAUAAUUAUACUAGGAAUAGAACUUGGACUAGUAUAAUUGAUGGAGCUAAUGGACAAUCAGUUAGUACAUUGUUAGGAGUUUUAUUAGCUACGAUAGUAACAUUAAUUAUUUAAUUAUUAUUAUUAUUAUUAACAAGU
This is a messenger RNA of Scheffersomyces coipomensis, 1612 nucleotides long. RefSeq lists its product as uncharacterized. The transcript has a single exon. The coding region runs from base 230 to 1588 and encodes 452 amino acids. The record is from RefSeq and is a predicted model, not a curated record. Lineage: Eukaryota; Fungi; Ascomycota; Pichiomycetes; Serinales; Debaryomycetaceae.